Triticum aestivum (bread wheat) is the source of this 1552-nucleotide messenger RNA. RefSeq lists its product as uncharacterized. The record is from RefSeq and is a predicted model, not a curated record. Bases 556 to 1446 code for a protein of 296 amino acids. NCBI's taxonomy places the organism in Eukaryota, Viridiplantae, Streptophyta, Magnoliopsida, Poales, Poaceae. The transcript is spliced from 2 exons.
UGCUGAUCCCUAGGGGCUCCGUUAAUUGUGACCGUGCGGCCGGGUUCCUUCGCAGGAUGUCAAAGCGCAAAGGCACCGCCUUGGCCCGCGCCCGCCAGCGCCGCCGGCCGGAACGGGCAACCGGCGGCUGGGCGUCUCUCCCCACGGACAUACUCGGCCUCGUCACCGACCUGAUUCUCGACGCCGCGGACUACGUCGCCUUCCGCGCCGUCUGAUCCGGCUGGCGCGCCAGCACGCCCACGCCGCGCGAGCGCGAUCCGGCCCUGCGCGACCCGCGCCUCUGGCCCCGGGACUGGGUGGCGCUCUGCGACGGCGACGCGGUCCGCCCAGAGGACGCGCGAGAGAUCGCCCUGCUCCACACGCGCACGGGCAGGUGCGUCCGCGUCCGCAUUCCGGGCCUAUGGGGCUACCGGAUCGUCGGCUUCAGCGACGGCCUCCUCGUCCUCCUGCGCAAGAGCACCACCGCCGUCCGCGUGCUCCACCCCUUGACGCUCGUCGCCGUCGACUUCCCGUCCCUCGCAAGUCGCAACCGUGUACCACGAGGAGGUCGAUGACAUGGCCUCUCUCCGGGGCAUGAAGGCUACCGUAUGCAGCCACAGGGAUCCGACAACGAGCUCGAUCGCGGUCGUGGUCCGGUUCCCCUACGGAAAUGUCGUAGUCGCCGCUGAGGCCGGCUCGGACCAUUGGGAGGUUCUCCAGCGCCGCCACGGGAAGCUCUCUAUCCGGAACACCUUGCCCUUCCAAGGGAGGCUCUACGCCACCACUUUACACCCGCCGUCACCGGAGAUCCUGCAGCUGUACCCUCCCGGACCAACAAUCGAUAACAUGGUCGCCACGGUGCCGGGCGCCGUGCGCUAUUCGCGCUACCGUGACACCCUCCACCUUGUGGAGUCCGCCGGACGGAUGCUGCUCGUCGUCCGGCAUGUCAUGGCUCGAGUAACCUUCGCGAUCUACUCGGUGGACUUCGACGACGUCGACAACAAUGGCGGCCGCCCGACGCUGACGCCGGUGAGCUGCCUCGGCGACCGCGCGCUAUUUCUCGGCGGAGACGUAUGCCUGUCCGUCUCGGCAAGGGACCUCCCUUCACUGAGCAGCAACUCCAUCUACUUCUCCACGCCCUUCUACCCUCUUCAAGUGCGCUCAGUGGUGGCCGACGACCCCGGCCGUUGGAGGCGGUCCGAGGAGUUGACGACGCAAUGCCAGAUACACGACAGGAAGGAGAGGACCCGACCCUGGCCUCGGUGCGCCCCUUCACCAUUGCCCAUCAUCUCCUCACCUUCUGCCACCCUCGUGAGUGGACCAAAGGGCUCAUGUUCCACGAGUACCAUGUCAUACCUGAAUCUUUCAAGGAGCUGCGGAAGAUCAGGGCAAAAGACUCGCAGCUGCGGGUUCCACUCGUCCCCAGCAAUAUCAAAAGUACUCAUCUAUAUGGACAUGAUUGAAUAAUGCGACUCGAGAAUCCUCUGCCUCUUGCUCUGGAACUGGAACGGGCUACCAGUACCACCACAUACCAGCUCUGGUGAAGCAACCCUGGCCAGAGCCAACCUCGCAG